UACAAGAUACCGGUGUCAGAAGAUUAUUCCUUCAUUAGAGCAAUGGCUGGAAGGAGUGAGGUGAGGAGGUGGCAGAGUGAAGGGUUACCCCCAGACCCAUACUCCACAGAAAAUGCCAUACUUGUAAAGAAUGGUCGGCGCUGGCCUCUUCUUAUUGACCCCCACGAUCAGGCCUAUAACUGGAUUCGCCAGAUGGAAGGCAAGAAACUGCGCCAGGUUCUGGCCUCCGACCCUGGCUAUAUGAAGACCUUGGAAAAUGCCAUACGCCUUGGGGAGCCUAUACUAUUACAGGAUGUUUCAGAAGAUUUGGAUCCUAGUUUAAAGCCAGUUUUGGGAAAAGAAAUUCACAGUCGGGCUGGACAAGAUUUUAUACAACUAGGUGAUUCUGAAAUCGUGUACAACCAGAAUUUUAGGCUCUACAUGUCCACCCAGAACCAUAGCCCUCACUUCCUGCCUGCUGUUUGUAUCAUGGUGACUGUGAUCAGCUUUACAGUAACAUUUAAAGGGCUGCAGGACCAGCUGUUGUCCAGCGUGGUAACACACGAGCAGCCCCACCUGGAGUUGCAGAGGAACGAUUUACUGGAGAAUAUAUCUUCUGAUCUAUCCACGCUGCGAGAUCUGGAGGAACGCUCACUCACUUUAUUGCAGAAAACAGAAGGACACCUACUCGAUGAUGAGGACCUCAUUGACACUCUA
Staurois parvus is the source of this 696-nucleotide messenger RNA. NCBI's taxonomy places the organism in Eukaryota, Metazoa, Chordata, Amphibia, Anura, Ranidae. The record is from the annotation of a GenBank genome assembly.